This is a messenger RNA of Spodoptera litura, 4779 nucleotides long. It is a transcript of the gene Syx1A, whose product is annotated as Syntaxin 1A. Gene Ontology annotation, molecular function: SNARE binding; SNAP receptor activity. Gene Ontology annotation, cellular component: plasma membrane; SNARE complex; endomembrane system. Lineage: Eukaryota; Metazoa; Arthropoda; Insecta; Lepidoptera; Noctuidae. The record is from RefSeq and is a predicted model, not a curated record. Gene Ontology annotation, biological process: intracellular protein transport; exocytosis; vesicle fusion.
AACUUUGCUAAAUUUCACAUAGUACAUGAGACAGGUAGUGAAGUUUUGUUCGUUUCGUGUGUAUCGAUUUUUUGAGUGAAGUGAACGUAGUGUUCGUGUCCUUUAGUUUAGUGACGUUUGUUAGAAAAAUAUCUGUGAAUGGGAUUGUGUAACGAGAUAAAACGUUUACUUGGUGUGUGAUUCUCUGUAAAGGAUGACGAAGGAUAGGUUAGCGGCGCUCCAAGCGGCGCAAAGCGACGAUGACGAUGUCGGGCCCGACGACGUCAACGUCGCCGUCGAAGGGGGCUUUAUGGACGAAUUCUUCAGUGAGGUUGAAGAGAUACGAGAGAUGAUAGAUAAGAUUCAGGCGAACGUGGAAGAAGUGAAGAAGAAGCACAGUGCCAUCCUAUCAGCACCGCAAUCAGAUGAAAAAACAAAGCAUGAACUGGAAGAUCUCAUGGCCGACGUUAAGAAAACUGCCAACAAAGUCAGAGGAAAGUUAAAACACAUAGAGCAGAACAUCGAGCAGGAGGAGCACUCGAAUAAAUCGUCAGCGGAUUUGAGGAUAAGAAAGACACAGCACUCGACGCUGUCACGCAAGUUCGUGGAGGUGAUGACGGAGUACAACCGCACGCAGACCGACUACCGAGAUCGCUGCAAGAGCAGGAUACAGCGGCAGCUGGAGAUAACCGGCCGCGCCACCACCGACGACGAGCUCGAGGAGAUGCUGGAGCAGGGCAACUCGGCAGUGUUCACACAGGGGAUUAUAAUGGAGACCCAGCAGGCGAAGCAGACGCUGGCCGACAUCGAGGCGCGGCACGCCGACAUCAUCAAGCUGGAGACUUCCAUCCGCGAGCUCCACGACAUGUUCAUGGACAUGGCGAUGCUAGUCGAGAGCCAGGGAGAGAUGAUCGACCGCAUUGAGUAUCAUGUAGAACACGCUGUGGACUAUGUCCAAACUGCCACACAAGACACUAAGAAGGCCCUAAAAUAUCAGAGCAAAGCCCGACGGAAGAAGAUCAUGAUCCUAGUGUGCCUGCUCAUACUGGGCAUCGUCAUCGUGGGCUACGUGUCCAGCUAUUUGGUUUGAGCGGCCACUCUCGUACUUCGAUCGCCAAAUGCUCAAAGGACCGUCAUUGCAAAGAAAAAUCGUCGCGCAUACUUCGGUGCCUGCAUCCCGCCUGGCAACAGUCAACAUUCUGCAACAGAGCGAAUCAUCAACACGUAUCGACACCUCUUAUUUGUUGUUAGAAGUUCGUCUGUAACAUUCAAACUAUAUUCAAUUACUUAUCAUCUGAGAUACGUCAUAGAAACAUUAAUGUUUGAUGUUAUCGUCGGUAGUAACUAUAUAUACAUACUGGCCGUAACCACACCAUUGCCGCUGGCUCUAAUACGUAUAUGUUUCGAUAGCGUUCACACAAAAACUACUGUUUGUUUAUGAAAAUUAUACUAAUAGUUUAGUGCGCAAUAAUCAAUGAAUAUACAUAUGUUAGUUAUACGUACAUUAUAUACUUAGUAUCUACACGCAUAACAGUAUUUAGACUUUUAAUAAUCUCGGUUUCCACUAUAAUAUUCCUCACUAUUCAUAUAUAUCUUGAAGUAUAUAAUGAUUAGCCAGUGAAAAUCUGGACCGAGUAAUGAACUUGUUUUUAUAUACAUCACUAAAUGGUUGCCUAGACGCCAUAGCGUGAAUAUAGUUUGUAUUUAUAAGUAAAGUGAUACAAAGAUUUGACAGAUACCAUCAUUCAUGUAAUCGUUAAGUCUCAAAUAAUUUCUGUUUAAUCGUGAAUAGUUAACCUCGUUGAUAGGUUAGAGGAAAGGUGGAAAGUAACGCCCGCGCACCCCCGCUAGUGGUUGGCACAUUGUGAGGCGAGGACGGGACGUGGCAUAUAAUGUAGAGGGCGACACCGGGCAUGGGGCAGGGGCUGGGUGCGCGGGGUGGUGCGAUAUCGUUAGGUUCUACCUCACCAUUAGAAGCGCGCGGCCGACAUGUGUCAGGUAGUCAGUCAGUCAGUCAGUCAGUCAGUGGUCAGUUAACUGGUCAGCUAGUCAAUCGGUCGGUCAGUCAGUCAAUCAGUCAGUCGAGGUCAGUGUCGGGCCGCUCGCGCACUGCAUAUCGCGCCGGCGUGCCGUCGCCGUAGCAAUAAUAAAGUUCGAUUACAAUUGUAAAAUUGUUUAAAACUUUCGAAUGUGUGAUAGUAGAUGCAGUUGUUGUUUAGUUAACUUUAUAAUAAUAAUGAAUUGUUAUUGUGAAUGUAACUUUUAAUAAACAGUAAGAGUACUUUGAACUUUUCAAAUAAUACAUAGUAUAAACGACUCAUUGAAAUUUUUGGCGCUUUUCGAUCAAAUUUAUAGUUGAGUGAUUAUAAAUUUUAAUUUGAUACAUUUUAAGACGCUCUUCGUUGUACAGUAAUACAUAAUGUAGCUGUUUUAGCUAGGGUAACUUUUUUAAUAAAUUUGAAGUAAAGAAUCUUCAGCAAUAUAUGAAUAGUUAUUGAACAGUAUUUUCCGUUUGUAAUAAUAUAUUGUAGAGUCACUUGAAAAUUUAAGCACCAACAUAAUAUAUUAGCAUUUUCCUAUAAGAGAAUAACGUUAUAAUUAAACGAUUAUCGCGAAGGAUUAUUAUGUAGUCGUAUAAUAUUAUGCAUAUUGUUGUUGUGUGGAGGAGCGGCCCGCGAGAGACAACGGCACUAAUCCCCGCCCGCCUCGCGGCCGCUCUCCUCUCUGCAGUUCAUUACUUAAGAACAUGAAGCAAUGUUAAUUUUAACAUUUAUAGCAUAAUUAGAUUUUUAUCCUUAAGAGUAGGAUUUCAUCUAGUUGCCUUCGUAACAGUAGAGAAAUUAGGUGAUACCUUUUCUCUGAGUAGCUUCAUUAAAUCGAUGGAGGUCAGCCGCGUCUCUCCACUAGCCAGUCAAUUGUCGCUUGUCUUCCCGCGCAGUGCCGCGGGCACGCGCUGACUCCGCUAGUCGCAUCUCAUGCUAGGUAAGUAAGGAACCGGUACCUGACACCAAUGUAACGUUAGUAGUGCGCGUGCGCCGCCGUCCGCCCCGGGAACAUUCGCACAAGUACUAGCGACCGCGGCGCGCUCCGCCAUUCGCCUCGGACCGCGAAGCGUUCCGCUCGCUGCUCGCACGGCGGAACUCUUGCGAUCCAAUCCUAAUUUGUAUGAUAUAAAUCGUUAGAGUAGGUAUAACCGAACUUCUAGUCAGCUUUUAAUAAUCUCUAUUAUUCUUAUAAUAUCAAUCGUAAUAUUGCAAUCGUAUCUUCUGUUACUAGUGUACAUAUAAGUGAUGUUCUCGUGUUCAAGUACGGGCCGCGGGCCUGCUCGUUGGCGGGACGCGACACCUGUGCGGUCUUACAAACUCAAUAUUAUCGUAAAGCAUAGAUAUUUUCAUAAUCAAUAGUAUGCAUAUUGUUGAUUGGAUUGCUAAUUUUGUAUAAGUACGUACACAAUUAGUAUAGUUUAUAUACUUAUGUGUCAAUUCUCAUAGCGUUUUAUUACAUAACAGACGAUAGCUAGUAAGUGUUAAACGUAAUCCAAAAUGAUUGCAGUGCUGUUCAUUAAGCUUAUUCGACUUUUUAUGUUGUUUUUAAUGAAUAAUGUUUUAUUAACUUGUAUUCUUCAAUCUUGAAUGUGUAUGUAAUUGUAUCACAGUUUAAUAACAACGGUAUAUAAACAAUAGUACAUUUCGGAUCUAAUUCAUUGACAACCCGUAGCUCUGUAAAUUAAUACUAAACUUCACGGAUCAAAGUAAUGCUUGGUAAGAAUUUGUAAAACAACGAACAUUUUGAAAUGUAAUUUUAGGAUCCCAGUGAUGAAUGCAAACAUUGAGAAAACAAUUUUCUAUCGCCUAAAGUCUUCAACAUUUUUCCUAAAUAGUUACUAAUGUUAUUAAAAGACAGAGUUGUAUAUCGUCUGUGUCAUGUGAAUAUUCUUCCUGAAAAUCAUUAGGUAUUCUUAUAAAUGAAGGGUACCUUCGUAAGCGAGUGUCUACCGGCAAGAGUUAGCUCAGCGAAGUAGGUAACGAGCCUGUUACUUAUGUAUCUGUUCAGCUAAAGUAAUUAUUAAGGAGUUUCACCGACACUGUGUACUCAAAGUAUACAUGAAACAGUAUCAUGAUCUGCUUAUAUCGUGCAAGCAAUUACACUGUCUCGCUUCCUCAGGGAGGGAGAGCAGCUAUUUACUUAGAGCUAGUUUGAUAUGUUGCGAUCUGCCGGUAGAGGCUUGAGGUGCCCGUGUAUAAUGAUGCGGAACAACGCGCCCUGAGGAGGGGCGUCACUCAAACUAAUAUUCUACAAAUUAUAUUGUUUAUCAGUAGAGUCGCUAGACUUCAAUUUGUAGUUAAAUGUUCGUAAUUAUCAAAUUUCCACAAUUGUGCUUUAUUCUUUCUGACUCUUUGAUGUUGCUUGGCGUUGAAUGAUGUGAAACAUUAUUAUAAUAUUAUAUUAGAGUUUAUAAUUUAUUUUAAAUCAUGUUAUUUUCAUAAUUUAGUUUAGACAAAUGUUAAAAUAGUUUAGUACCGUUUUACGGAUGUUUCUUGUACCUAUAUAAGUAUUUCAGAAUUUAUAUUAAAGUUGUAUUUAUUCCCUACGACAAAUUGUCUCGUAAUCUUCUUGUAAAGGAACACUGAAUACCUAAAUCAUUGUUAUACUUACAAAAUCUUGUAUUACGAAUAUUACAGUGAGAUUCUGGACACGUGUAAAAUUCAAGUUAGAUUGGUUUUAUAGUCAUAUUAUAUUCUGUAUGUAGGUUAUCAAUCUGAAAUUCUCUCAUAAUUAUAAAAUAAACGGUGUUUUCUG